AUCUGUAAUGAGAUCUGGUGCCCUCUUCUGUGUACAUAAUAAAUAAAUAAAUCUUAAAAAAGAAAGGCAUUGAUACGCUCAGUCUGCCCAUUCCCCUAGUCACUGUCAGGAGCGCCACCUCCAGCUCCAUCUGGCCUCAGCUCAGCUCCUCCACAUGGACCACUUCAGGGGCCUCCUGAAUGCCUCCCAGGCCAGUAGUAGGUCCUGUGUGAUUUCACCUCUGCCUCUUCCUCCUGAUUCACCUCAUACCAAUCUGUCUCCACCCAAAGGCCUUUGUACUGUGAUUGCCUGGGGUGCCCUUCCUUCCUCCUCCCCCCACCUUCCUCUUGUCCUCCUCACCUUAUUCCUUCCUGCAGCGGAAGUUCAACUUCACUCCCUCACAGAGGCCUGCCCUUAUUCACCACCCUUCCCCGCAAGAGGAUCACAUGUUCAUUACACAUUUCCAAAGCACCGUGUCCGUUUUCUUCCCAUCACUCAGCUGUCUAACCAUCUGAUUGUUAAGAGCCUGUCUGCAGAUGCUCUGUGGCAACCUCUGAGAACGUGUUAGACUCCCCAUCCUUGCCGAGGUGUCUGGCGCAGCCGACGUGAGCCAUGUGGAACUUCAUCAGGGACAGUGUGAAGGAGCAGCUGCAUCAGAUGUGGACGAAAGCCUGAUGCAGACGGACACACCCCUACAGGCACGCUCCCUUCCCAGCACCUCGGUGACCCAUGAGGCAUCUUCGGGGGGGGGGAUCAGCUCAGCUUUCAGCAAGGAUUUGUGUACAGGCGUGGCCCUGUGGAAGCCCUGGUUGUGCUCGGUGAGGCACCACAACUGCCUCCCCUUGCCUUCAUCGUGAUGAACCCAGUGUGGACCAGACUUUUUCCACAGGCAACUUGACUUUGGGAGGAGGGACAGCUGUUCCCUUCUGGUAAUUGUGUUGUGACCCAUAAACUCCACGGGAUUUUGCCCGCUCCAGGGAACUCCUCGGUCUGCUGUGCACACCCAAGAAGCACACAGGAGGAGGCUGAAAGAAGACCAGGGCUGGGUGGCUGCAUAGAAAUGGGCGGUGGUCCUCUUUGGCCUCGGCGGCAGAAGCAAGAUGACGAGAGGAACGUCAUCCUUUGGAAAGCGUCGCACGAAGACGCACACGCUUUGCCGCCGCUGCGGCUCUAAGGCCUACCACCUUCAGAAGUCGGCCUGUGGCAAGUGUGGCUACCCGGCCAAGUGCAAGAGAAAGUGUACCUGGAGUGCCAAGGCUAAGAGACGACACACCACCGGGACUGGGUGGAUGGGGCACCUGAAAAUUGUCUAUCGAAGAUUCAGACGUGGAUUCCGUGAAGGGACAACAGCGAAACCCAAGAGGGCCGCUGGUGCAGCAUCCGGUUCAUCUUGAGGAAUUUCAGCCAGUCAUAAAAUAAAUGUUCUGGUUUCGAAAAGAAAAG
Molecule: messenger RNA, 1422 nt
Organism: Peromyscus leucopus (white-footed mouse)
Lineage: Eukaryota; Metazoa; Chordata; Mammalia; Rodentia; Cricetidae
Product: 60S ribosomal protein L37-like
Exons: 1
Coding region: 1080-1373 (97 amino acids)
Biological process (GO): translation
Cellular component (GO): cytosolic large ribosomal subunit; ribosome
Molecular function (GO): structural constituent of ribosome; RNA binding
Source: RefSeq, a predicted model, not a curated record